AUGCGCCGCAAGAGCUGGGCGCAGUUCUUUGCGCUCUGCGUGUCUAUCUUUGUUGCGGGGUGGGACAGUGGCACCGUAGGACCGCUGCUCCCUCGUUUGCAGGAGGUGUAUCAUGCAAGUGUUGGAUAUGCCGUCGUUUCACUGAUUUUCAUAGUCAACUGUAUAGGAUUCUUCGUCGGCGCCUCUUCAUUCUUGUAUCUCACAGAUCGAUUCGGCUUCGGAAGGGUGACGUCGUUUUUCGCCGCGGUCGGUUACGCAAUCCAAGCCGCCGGGGUCCCCUUCCCCGCCUUUGUCGUCUCCUUCCUCUUCAGCGGCUUUGGCAUCGCUUUUCUCGACGCGGGCUCGAACUCGUACCUCGCCGGGCUCUCAGAGGACACGUCCUUCAAGAUGGGCGUCAUGCACGCGAUCUUCGGCGUCGGCGCGAUGUGCGCCCCGCUCGUAUCCACCCAGUUCGCGAAGCUCGACACGUGGCACUACGUCUACCUCGUCCACCUCGGGCUCAUCGCCUUCAACGCGCUCACCCAAGCGCUCGUCUUCCGCUUCCGGACCGCCGAAGAGUGCUUGCGAGAGGUGGGCCAGGAGCCGCACGCGAAGACGAAGGCGUCCGAGGAGGGCGUGGGCAAGUACAGGCAGGUGUUCCGCCUCCGCGCGGUGCACCUGAUGGCGUUCUUCAUCUUCACGUACGUCGGCGUCGAGGUGGCGAUCGGAGGCGACUGGUGGAUCGUGACGUACAUCAUCAACGAGCGCGGCGGCGGCGGAAGCUCGGGCUACAUCUCCUCUGGCUUCUGGGGCGGGCUCACUCUAGGGCGGGUCUUGCUCAUCUGGGUGAACGACAAGGUCGGCGAGUGGCGCGUCAUCUUCCUCUACGUGGCUCUCGCAUUCGGCCUCGAGCUCGUCGUCUGGCUCGUUCCCCACCUCAUCUCCGCCGCGGUGUGCGUCUCCUUUGUCGGCUUCUUCCUCGGGCCCAUCUUCCCGAUCGUCAUGAACCACUCCGGGCGCGUGCUCCCCCCAGAGCUCAUCUCGGGCGGGAUUGGGUACAUCUCCAGCUUCGGCUCCGCGGGCGCCGCCGCCUUCCCGUUCGUCACCGGGGCGAUCGCGUCUGGGACGAACAUCGGGAGCUUGCAGCCGCUGCUGAUCGCGAUGAUGGCGCUGAUGUUCGCGAUAUGGGUGUUCGUCCCGCGCACGCGAGAGCAGCUCAGAUAG
Molecule: messenger RNA, 1203 nt
Organism: Epithele typhae
Lineage: Eukaryota; Fungi; Basidiomycota; Agaricomycetes; Polyporales; Epitheliaceae
Product: MFS general substrate transporter
Exons: 12
Coding region: 1-1203 (400 amino acids)
Biological process (GO): transmembrane transport
Cellular component (GO): membrane
Molecular function (GO): transmembrane transporter activity
Source: RefSeq, a predicted model, not a curated record